CCAAGAUCCAUCUUUAAACCUUCUAAGAACCCCUCAAAACAGCAUGCAGAUCAAAGGCUCCAUCGCUCUCGUCACCGGGGCAGCUAAAGGAAUUGGACUCGCGUUUUGCACAGCUCUGCUUAAGAACGGAGCUGCUUCGGUAUGAAUGUAAAAUUGUUGUUGUGCUGUGGUUCUACUAUUGCUUUACUGCUUGCCGGGUCGUAGAAGGGGCGCUAUAGCAGUUCUUUUCUGGUAGCUUUUACAAUAUUAUGGUGCGAAUAAUUGACAUUUGUAUCAAUAGUGGACUGAAAGCACAGGAAAAUCUCGAGGCUCAGUUUGGUCCUGGGACAGCAGAAUUUAUAGAGUGUGAUGUCUGUAACAGGGAAAAGCUAUCAGAAGCCAUCCGCCAAACAGUUAAAGAUCACAGCAAGCUAGACAUUCUUUGUAAUAAUGCAGGAAUCAUAGAUGAAAAGAACUGGCCCAAAUCGGUAGAGCUUAAUUUGAUGUCAGUGAUUCAUGGUACUUACAUUGGAAUGGAAGAAAUGAGCUCUGGGGUCAUAGUCAAUGUAUCGUCAAUGGGGGGUCUAGCCCCUAUUAGCGUCACUCCAGUGUACAGUGCUGCUAAGCAUGGCGUGAUUGGGUUCACACGCAGUAUUGCGCCGGUUGCCCAUCGCAAGGGUAUCCGCGCCGCCUGCAUCUGCCCAGUUUUCACAGACACGCCCUUAUUAGAUAAGAUAAAAGAAGAAAUGCCUCAGAUGUCUACACUACUGGAACACAUCGGUGUUUGCACAGUUGACCAAAUUGCUGAGGGAUUUCUUCAGUUGCUCCAGGACGACGAGAAAGUGGGAGGGGUCCUGAAGGUCACGGCCAAAGACGGCGUGGGUUACGAGGAGUUCAAGUACCAAGGAAUUUAGGAGGAUUGUAUCAUCCUAGCAAAAUUCCAAGCCAAGCCACGAGUGAAGAUAGCCAUUUUCCAGAUGGAAUUUGUCUUUAUUUUGAUACAAUUUGUGUACUACUACUGUAAAGAAAAAUAUGUUUUAGUAUUGGUGAUUUGGCAACAUUCAACCAAUCCUAUAUGCAUAAAGAUUUCUAGUUCGUCACUGAAACAGACGAUGCCAUGUCUUUUUUCCAAAAUACACAAUACGGAAGCGGAAACGUUUCCAAUGAAAAAAAGUUCCCUUGUUAAUUGGAGAUGUUUGGCUUGCCCCCUCUCGCAACGGCCUGGUCAAAAAACAUAUAUUUCAAUAUAAUAUUCCUCUGAUGUUAAUAUCAUACACAAUGUACGCAGGGUGAAAAUAAACAGUUUUAAUAAAAAUACUGUGAGUAGCA
Nematostella vectensis (starlet sea anemone) is the source of this 1308-nucleotide messenger RNA. Its product is annotated as 15-hydroxyprostaglandin dehydrogenase [NAD(+)]. NCBI's taxonomy places the organism in Eukaryota, Metazoa, Cnidaria, Anthozoa, Actiniaria, Edwardsiidae. The record is from RefSeq and is a predicted model, not a curated record. Gene Ontology annotation, molecular function: oxidoreductase activity, acting on the CH-OH group of donors, NAD or NADP as acceptor. Gene Ontology annotation, cellular component: cytoplasm. The coding region runs from base 249 to 893 and encodes 214 amino acids. The transcript is spliced from 7 exons.